Messenger RNA from Vanessa atalanta (red admiral), 1674 nucleotides. RefSeq lists its product as uncharacterized. The record is from RefSeq and is a predicted model, not a curated record. The transcript has 6 exons. The coding region runs from base 117 to 1106 and encodes 329 amino acids. Lineage: Eukaryota; Metazoa; Arthropoda; Insecta; Lepidoptera; Nymphalidae.
CGGCGAGUGGGGAGAGGGCGCCCAGUUGGCCAGGUGCUGCCGCCGCGUCGAGUUCGGCGCUAUAGUUAACUAAAUAGGUACGCAGAGCAGAGUGUUGUACAUUUAGAACGUUCACAAUGGCUACCGCGAAAGACACGUCUACUUUCUUUCUGGAGGCAGAUGCAAAACAAUUUGACAGUGUUUUAAAGUUAUACCCACAAGCUAUUAAAUUGAAAGCAGAACAGAAAACGAAGAAACCUGAAGAACUCAUAAAAUUGGACAACUGGUACCAGAAUGAAUUACCAAAGAAAAUCAAGUCGAGAGGCAAAGAAGCACAUAUGUUGCACGAGGAGCUGGUGCAACUCAUGAAAUGGAAGCAAGCUAGAGGAAGAUUUUAUCCACAAUUAUCAUAUCUGAUAAAAGUAAACACUCCAAGAGCGGUGAUGCAAGAGACAAAGAAAGCUUUUCGAAAAUUGCCAAACAUUGAAUCAGCAAUGACAGCGCUCAGUAAUCUCAAGGGAGUGGGCACAGCAACAGCAUCAGCACUCCUCGCGGCGGCAAGCCCAGAAAUUGCACCAUUCAUGGCCGAUGAAUGUAUACAAGCCAUCCCAGAAAUGGAAGGGAGCGAUUACACUGCCAAGGAAUACCUCAAUUUUGUUAAACAUAUUAGAAAUGUCUGUGAUAGAUUAAAUAAGGAACAAAAUGGCUGCGGUAAAAAAUGGUCCCCUCAUAUGGUUGAACUUGCAUUAUGGACACACAACAUAGUUUCGGAUCUGCAGCCAGAGCUACUGGGUAAGAAGCCCAAUAUCACCGUACCUACAAAUGGAGGAUCACCACUACCCAGUGAUGAAAGUAAUCUUGAACCACCAUCCACCAAUGGUAAUGGAAAGCUAGGCGGAGAAUCAGUGAACGACGACACAACGUCAUGCACAGAAGACUCUCUUGACGCAAAAGGAGCGUCACCCGCCACUCCUGCCUCGCCUUCCGAUAACUCUGACUCCGCACUCAGUACGCCCCGCGCGAAAAGACAAAUGGAAGAGGCGAGUUCAGCGGAAGAGAACUCUCUGGGCGAUUCGUUAGACGCGGCGCCACCGGUCGCCAAGAAGCUGCGGGAAGCUACGCACUGACACCCGCGCAACCCCACCGAGCGACCCUCGCGCGCCUAUAAAUAGCUUUUAGACUAAAAUAUUGUACCUAGGUAAUUUAUUUUUGAAUUCCGUUUAAUUUUUAAAUUAGCGUUAAGUUUUAAGAGUACCGGUCGAUUUUGUAAGUUUUAUAGGGUAUUGAAGUUUCGGAUGCGUUUAGACGGACUCGCACCGGGCGCUCCUCGAGAGUGUGAGAUUGUACAAUAUGACGUGAGUGUAAUUUCGGAGCGACUGGCGGCGAGGCCUAGUGUUAGGUUUCGUUUGUAAGAAUAUUAACGUUCGAAAGUUCGCAUCCCGCGUGACAUUCCAAUAAUCGUAACGAGUAGGGCGGCGAGGGCCGGGAGGGAGCCGGGACCGUCGCCGCAGGAUCCGGACCAGAUGCCUUGACGACGCCGACAGGCCGUCACACUCACUCCAUUGCCUUAUGACACAGUCUGCCCGCAGAGUUUAUAUGCAACAAGAUAAUACAAAGGUCGUGUUACCCGGGCGCCGGGCACACGGGCCCACAAUGUAGUUUUUAUUGAACAAAUAUAAGAUAUUAAUUUUAUAA